Molecule: messenger RNA, 1578 nt
Organism: Iphiclides podalirius (scarce swallowtail)
Lineage: Eukaryota; Metazoa; Arthropoda; Insecta; Lepidoptera; Papilionidae
Source: the annotation of a GenBank genome assembly
AUGGCGUCGUGUCUCGCCGGCGGCCAUUUUGGGCCUGGCAGCCAAGAAUACAUUCCAGUCGCCGAAUUUUAUGCGGACAAGUCUGUUUUUGUUACCGGGGGCACAGGCUUUAUGGGAAAGGUGCUAGUCGAGAAGUUAUUAAGAAGUUGUCCAAAAAUCAAGAGGAUUUAUCUAUUGAUGCGGCCUAAACGGGGACAAGAUGUAGCAUCACGUCUUACUGAACUCACACAAUCGCCUCUUUUUGAAACCCUGAGGAAGGAACGGCCACAAGAACUCAACAAGAUCGUGCCGAUAGUUGGCGACAUCACAGAGCCCGAGCUCGGCAUCAGUCCUGCAGACCAGGCCAUGCUCUGUCAGAAGGUAUCAGUGGUCUUCCAUUCAGCGGCUACGGUGAAGUUCGACGAGAAACUGAAGCUCUCCGUUACAAUCAACAUGCUGGGGACACAGCAGCUCGUUCAGCUCUGUCACCGCAUGCUGGGUCUCGAGGCGCUGGUGCACGUGUCCACGGCUUAUUGCAACUGCGAGCGGGAGCGAGUAGAAGAGACGGUCUACGCACCACCAGCGCAUCCGGAACACGUCGUCACCUUGGUCCAAACUCUUCCCGAUGACUUAGUGGAUAGGAUCACGCCGGAUUUAGUCGGAGACAGGCCGAAUACAUACACAUUCACAAAGGCUCUCGCAGAAGAUAUGCUCAUAAGGGAAUGUGGAAACCUGCCAGUUGCGAUCGUCAGACCAUCCAUAGUGCUGUCCUCGGUCCGGGAACCGGUGAAGGGCUGGGUGGACAACUGGAACGGGCCGAACGGGAUCAUCGCCGCCGUGGGCAAGGGAAUCUUCCGCACAAUGCUGGGCAACGGCACACGGGUCGCGGACCUCGUGCCAGUGGACACCGUCAUCAACCUGAUGAUCGUGUGCGCAUGGCGGACCCACUUGAAGCGGGGUGAUGGAGUUGUUGUAUACAACUGUUGUACCGGCCAACAGAACCCCAUUACGUGGCAAAGUUUCGUCAAGACCAGUUUCAAGUACAUGAGAAAACAUCCCUUUAGGGAGGUGGUCUGGUACCCGGGUGGCGAUAUUACCAGCAAUCGGCUGAAACACGGCGUACUGUCCCUUCUUCAGCAUCGCAUGCCCGCUCACGUGAUGGACCUCGUCUCCAAGGCCACCGGCAACAAACCGAUGAUGGUGCGGGUGCAGAACAAGCUGGAGAAAGCGUCCGCCUGCCUCGAGUACUUCACGACGCGCCAGUGGGCGUUCUCCGAUGGCAACGUGCAGGCGCUGUGCCGCCUCCUCUCGGCGGAGGACCGCGCCACCUUCGACUUCGACGUCACCAACAUCGACUGGGACGCGUACAUCGAGUCGUACGUGCUCGGCAUAAGGAGGUUCCUGUUCAAGGAGAGCCCCGACACGCUGCCCAAGUCGCGGACCCUGCUGCGGAGGUUACGCAUAUUGCACGUCAUCACCCAGGUGGCAGCCGUGUUCGUCCUGUGGCGGUUCCUGUUCAGCCGCUCGGACGCGCUACGCAACCUGUGGCGUCACAUAGUCGAGGUGCUAACGCGGGCGGCGCGCCUCCUCGCAAUCGCC